Molecule: messenger RNA, 2853 nt
Organism: Micropterus dolomieu (smallmouth bass)
Lineage: Eukaryota; Metazoa; Chordata; Actinopteri; Centrarchiformes; Centrarchidae
Gene: ttyh1
Product: tweety family member 1
Exons: 15
Coding region: 96-1868 (590 amino acids)
Cellular component (GO): smooth endoplasmic reticulum membrane; plasma membrane
Molecular function (GO): intracellularly calcium-gated chloride channel activity; volume-sensitive chloride channel activity
Source: RefSeq, a predicted model, not a curated record
CACGGACACCAGCGGAGAGAAGAGACAGCAGGAUAGAGAAACCUCCCAACACGACCGACAGAGGUUGGAGGAGGGGGGACCAGCAGCACUAGAAAAUGGCUGCCAUGACAAUGGUGCCCAGCUAUACCCCUUCGUUGUGGGUGCGAGUGUGUCACGCCCUCCCCCGGCUGGACCUCGCCAUGCAGAUGAGGGACAACAUCUUUGUCCCCGACAGCUGGGAGUACCAGCAGACUCUGCUGGUUUUGUCCAGUUUAUCAGCCAUCGCUCUCGUUAUCUCCCUCUUGGUGGUUCUCUCCUUCCUCAUACACUACUGCUGCUGUCACCGUGGUGACCGGGGCGAGGGAUCGGAGGAGGAGGAGGAGGAUGAAGAUGCCAGCACAGGUCACGGUUACAGCGGGAAGAAGGGGCGGGGUAUCUGCUGUGUCACGUGGGUGGCAGUGGCGGCUGUCACGCUGUGCUGUGUUGCCAUAGGCAUCGGUUUCUAUGGCAACAGCGAGGCUAAUGAUGGGAUGUAUCAGUUGACCUCUUCUCUUCUCACAGCCAAUUAUACGCUAGCUUCCAUCGAUCUGCUGAUUUCAGACACAAUUUCUGGGCUGCAGCUGUCCAUCUCUGGCCCUCUGACCUCGAUGGAGGAGCUAUUUACUGGCAGUAAACCCUUCCUUGUGUCGACACGGAACUGCCGGAGGUUAUCUGAGAACAUGGUCAACCUCCUCUCCUCCAUCUCCCUGGCUCGGUCUAGUAUCGACGCAGGACUGGGGAAUGACAGCAGUAUCAGCGGGGCGUCCAUUAUACCUCUGACCCCGGUACCUCCCUCUGUGGCUCCUACAGUGGUGCCGACCAGCGGCAUAAUGCCCAACCCCUUCUCACCGGGCUGGGCAGCCAACACUCUGAUGGUUAAUGAGGACUACAGGUGGCUAUCAUACGUGUUGUUGCUGCUGCUUGACCUCAUAGUUUGUCUGUUCAUCCUACUGGGGCUGGCCAAGCAAGCCCGCUGGCUGCUCAUCCUGAUGACCGUGCUGGCCUGGCUGGCUCUCUUCCUAAGCUGGGGCUCCCUGGGCUUGGAGACAGCCACUGUAGUGGCUCUCAGUGACUUCUGCUCUGAUCCAAACACAUUUGUCCUCAACUCCACCCACUUCAAUACUGGGACCAGCUCAGAUGUGUUGGAUUAUUACCUGACCUGCAGCAGGCGCAUGAACAGUCCGUUCCAGCAGCUGCUGACCCAGUCGCAGAGGGCACUGUCCAACAUUCACACACACCUCUCCAGCCUGGACAGAAAUGCUCUCACCCAGUUCCCCAAAGCUGAGAAAUCACUCAGGGAGGUUCAGCAGAUACUCAACUCCACAGAGGGAAACUUUCAUCAAUUGGUGGCACUAUUGAACUGCCGAGGUCUGAAUAAGGACUACAUUGACUCUUUGAAAGGCCUGUGCUAUGAUGGGAUGGAGGGAUUGCUCUACCUCUCCCUUUACUCUUUCCUCUCUGCUCUGGCCUUCACUGCCAUCCUCUGCUCUCUGCCCGGUGCCUGGAGGAGCUUCCCCAGUGAAUCAGAGGAGUACGAAGACUCAGACAGCGAGAGUGAGGACCCCUUCACCUCCCAUCAGGCACGUAGACAGACGGCCUCGGGGUCUCAGCGAGGGGCCAUGGCCCCCUUCUAUAAUUACCCGGGGGCCGGGUGGACACCCCCCUUUUCUAGCGCGCCGCCCCUCCCGACUCCAAACGUUUCCUCCAAUGGCAACCCUGGCUAUGAGAGCCUCCCCUUGACUGACAGGCAGUCCCCACCCCCCUCUUACUCUCCCAGCAUGCUGACUGGUUACGGGGGAGGUCAAUCACACCCCAACCCUGCCCAUUCGCGGAACCUGUAUUCACGUUGAUUAUUAUUUUUUUGUUAGGAAAUGUAUAGAAAAAAAAUGUUUAGUUUUCAUAUGGACACUUUACUGAAAUGAAAAAGAAACUAAUCUAAAUAAAAUGAAUGCUAGGUGUGAAUUCAAAGUGCAUAACGUCAGUACCACUGAAUAUUAUUAUUAUGAGAAGCACUUAAAAGGAACAGGUCUAAAUGGACUGCUGAUAUAACAGAAAGUGAUGAGGCUAGUAGGGUGGUUGUGCAAAGCUAUGAACCAAGUCUGCUUGGGCUAAAUUCUUUCCCCUUGUCUGUCCAAACUCUGUGUAAACUGUGAACAGUGGUGAGGCAAGUCAGAAUGGUAUUGACGUUACUACGUUGUAGUUUUAUAUUCUUAAAUGUAUCAGUACCACCAAUUUAUUUUUAAGUUUUUAUAUACUGUUGUAGAAAAGCUCUGGCACGUAGCAACAACACACAUUUUUUUUCUGUGAAUGGUCAUGCAGUUCCCUCACUUGGUAUAAUUUUUUUAAUUAUUACUUUUUAUAGGUGGCAAUUCUGUAUUUUCCUUGUAUUACCUUAUGGUAUUCUGUAUAUCUCACUGUCUGUAAUAUCUGAGUAAUCAUGAACCUUUGCUCUUAAAAAAACAAACAAAAAAAACAUGAGGGCUGCCAAGACCCUGUUUUAAUGAUUGAAUGGAGAACUACAACUACCACUCAAGUCUUGAGAGUGGAGAACUAUAAAUCCCAUGCAAUGACAGCAGGUACAUAGCAAUAGGAUUCUUGCUACUGAUGCUGCAGUAGCCCUACCGUAAAUAGCAAUAAUAACUAUGUAUAGCAUUGGGUUUCUGAGAUCUCUCCAAGAUGUUUUGUGUAUAUAUGGUAUGGUAUGUUGGAGAUUUCAUUGAAUCCCCCGUGCUUGCCAACUGACCUUGUUAACCCUUGAAUUGAGUUUGUAUGGUUACCAAUGCUCCUUUUCAAUGGCAUCCUUUUACACUCAAGAGUCUAAUAUAAAUAAAAAUA